AUGUCAUCCACCUCCACAAACAACGUCAUCAAUUUCUACCUGUCCGAAGUGGAUUCUCGAAUUUUGGAAAAACAAAAAGAACUCAAAGAAGCAUUCGAAAAAUCGGCAAACUUACGAACUCAUGCGGAAACGAUUCAGAAUUUUAUUGGAAAAUAUGCGAAUUUCGAGACAAGGGUCAACGAAUUGCAGGCUGAAAUUGCGGAAAUGGAUCGGUUAAUUGCCGAAAAACAGAAGGAAAUUGAUGAAAAUCGAAAUUUUUCAAGAAGAGAAGAAAGGAAGGUGGCAACACGUAUUCGGGCAGAAAAAAUUGAUACUGGAAUCCAAAGUUCACAAAAAGAGCACCCAAGUGACAACUACUGCCUACUCUACCCACAUCAUGAUUCAAUGCGAAUCUAA
This is a messenger RNA of Caenorhabditis briggsae, 396 nucleotides long. The record is from RefSeq and is a predicted model, not a curated record. The coding region runs from base 1 to 396 and encodes 131 amino acids. NCBI's taxonomy places the organism in Eukaryota, Metazoa, Nematoda, Chromadorea, Rhabditida, Rhabditidae. The transcript is spliced from 4 exons.